Myotis daubentonii (Daubenton's bat) is the source of this 1972-nucleotide messenger RNA. RefSeq names its product chromosome 18 C2orf15 homolog (gene C18H2orf15). NCBI's taxonomy places the organism in Eukaryota, Metazoa, Chordata, Mammalia, Chiroptera, Vespertilionidae. The record is from RefSeq and is a predicted model, not a curated record.
AUGGAAUAGAUAACUAGGUUUUUAAAGCUGUGCUCUGAGUAUCUUGAUUUAGUAUUCGCCUGUGUAUUUCAAAAGUAACCUCACAUUUGAAGAGACUAACCGUUCCUGUUUUUGCCGGCAAUCAAGUUGAAGCAAUCAAGUUGAAGAAACGUUUCCACUACUAUAUUUAUUCAGCUCUUCCCAUGGGAUUUUCUGUUAGUAAAUCUGCUACUCAGUUAUCUGCAAUGUGUAUGGAUGCAAAAGUGGACGAUCACUUAAUGCAAGGGGCUGAGAAAAGCAAGCUGGAACCAGUAACUCAGUUAUUUCAAAACACUAAGAAAAUAAGAUUAGAAGACCCAAACCAAGAAAACCUUACAAGAGAGAAAGAGUCUGGUCCAGGCUCUCUUUCCGAGAAAGCCGUGGGUUCAGUGGUUUAUGUUAAAGAAAGUGAUGGAAUAGAAAUGACAGAUGUGGAAUGAAGUUGUUUGUACCUAUUACCACAGAAAUCAAAACUUGCUUUUGACUAAGAGGGCAUAUUGAUUGAGAACUUAACCUCAAUAGGAAAACCUAACAAAAUGAAGGAAGAUGUUUGCUUUUUCCCCCCCACUGUUUAUAAAUCACCGUAGACUGCAUUUUUUUACUCAAAACAGUUGCUUUAGGGAGAAAAAGCUUUCCAAAAUUCAAAGUAGAUUUCUCUGGUAUUAUCCUUGUCAAAAUCAGAGUUUUGACUAAAAGUAUUUAAAUGGCACUAAACCAUAUUAAUGAUAAAGUAUUUAACUAAUAAUCAAAAAACAUGAAACAGUACCCAAACAAUUUGACAUCAUUAUGUCACACUAUUUCUUGUGCACCAAUUUUGUAUGUUAGAUUUCCAGUUUGGGAUUUUGCUUAAGGGGACUUUAUCUUUCUACAUUUUUGCAUUUCUGUUAUAUAGACAUUCACUCUAGGUAAACUAUGCAAAAAAAAAAAAAUCCCACAGUAAAUUGCAUACUUUAAAAAGCAUUUCACAUUUUAAAUCAUCCUUUUAAACUGUUGUUAUUUUCUCCACAUCGAAUUCAUUUCAGAACGACAACAUAGCUAUUUCAAAGUGUAGUAGUUUAUCUUACAAUUGCAACCAUUUUAUAGCACCAAUAUUUAAUAUAAGAAAAUAGCCUUAAAAUUAUUGUUUAAUAUAUAUCAUUUUGCCAUUCUUCUUGAAAUAUGUAGUAGUUUGAAAUGGCAGUACUGUCUCAAAUAAUGAUAGAUGAAAUUAAAACCAUUUUGUAGCUGGACAUAUAAUGAGUUGUAACUGUAUUAUGUAUGUUUUGAACAUUUUCCUGUAUUUUAAUAUUUAAUGACUAUCUCUAAUGCCCAAUUGAGUAAUCUCCUUCAUAUUCUCAAAAUAAACCAAAAGGAAAAGGCUUCUUUAAGGGGAAGCAAUAUUUUAUAAAUUAAACAGUACUAAACCAGGAGUUAAAAAAAAAAAAAGAUGUUGAAUGCGACCUAACCAAUAAGAUGAUGCUUUUUAUCAUUUACAGAACAUAAUUCUUUGGGAGAGAGAAAAUACACAAAUCAUUCAUUUGUUCACCUAACCUGAAUUGUUUGAAAGAGAACAAAUACACAACCCAUUCACUUGUUCCCCUAACCUGGCACUGUACUCAGUGCUGGGGAUAUAGUGGCGAGUAAAAUAGCUACGGCCUUUACAGUGCUUACUGUCUGGCUGUGGAGAAAUAGAACAUCAGAUAGUAAAUAUGUAAGGUACAACUUGUGAUAUGCCAAGAAGAAAAAGUAAAAUGUUCAGAGAGACAGAUGAGGAGACGUAACACAUAAACUUGAUUUUUCAUAAUGGAACUAGAAAGGCUUCCCUGAGGACAUGACAGGGGUAGCUUUUGCAGGGACGUGGUUGUCCAAGUGAGAUGAUGGUGCUGAUUGAAGUGGUAAGAAGGGUAUGUAGUCCAGGUGAAGUUGGGCAGGAUGUACAGAUGGUUUGAAAGUGGCGAGUGAGGAAAAAGAAGGA